Salvia miltiorrhiza (redroot sage) is the source of this 3212-nucleotide messenger RNA. Its product is annotated as solute carrier family 40 member 3, chloroplastic. The record is from RefSeq and is a predicted model, not a curated record. Lineage: Eukaryota; Viridiplantae; Streptophyta; Magnoliopsida; Lamiales; Lamiaceae. Gene Ontology annotation, molecular function: iron ion transmembrane transporter activity. Gene Ontology annotation, biological process: iron ion transmembrane transport. The coding region runs from base 220 to 2016 and encodes 598 amino acids. The transcript is spliced from 15 exons. Gene Ontology annotation, cellular component: membrane.
AGCAAAUUCUCUUAACGACUCUCUUUCAGAAAAAGAAAAAGCAAAGGAUUUUCCACAGCUUGCAAUUUUCUCACAACAGUUAAGCACGAAACCACAAUCAGAAGUGACGGCGUAAUCACAGGUUUCCUGGUUUCAAUCUGUCAGCUGCAUGAGUAUUAAUCGAGGAGAAGAAGUAGAAUUAACUGUAGGAAUCAAGGAAAAUUUGGAUUCAAGAGAAAUAUGGUUAUCGGCGUGGUUGCCACUGCUCAGUCCGCCGUUGCGUUUGGCCGUCGACGGCUGCAAGCUAUUGCUACGCCGUUUUCUCCUUGUAUCAGGUUACGCUCUCGACGACGGCUGAAUACAUGUCUCAUCCCUCAUAGUAGUGAGACUCCGCCGUACAAAACUUGGAGGAAGAAAGUGCUUGACUCUUUUAGUUUAAGGUGUUCAUUCACUGACACUGAUGUCUGCAAUUCUGUUGCUAAUGAUGAAGUCGAUGAGGAUCAUACCACAUCUCGUUGUUCAGUUCCAGUUGUUCAUCUGAAAUCUGAUUGCAUGGACGCAGAAGGACUUCAUUUACUUGGUGUCAGUUUUGUAGAUACUAUAUUGACAGCAUUGCCUGUCUUGUCGGAAGAGGAGCAGAACACCCUUGCUUCAACUCCUGCUCAUCCAGCUGGACUCUAUGCUUUAUACACUAGCUGCUUGGUCGGGAAUUUGGUUGAACAGCUGUGGAAUUUUGCUUGGCCUGCUACCAUUGCAUUGAUUCAUCCUAGUCUUCUUCCAGUGGCUGUCAUGGGCUUCUUUGCGAAGCUUGCUGUAAUAGUUGGAGGGCCUUUGGUAGGGAAGCUGAUGGACUACUUUCCAAGAGUGCCUGCAUAUAAUUGUUUGACUGUUAUCCAGGUUGCUUCUCAAUUGUUAUCCGUUGGAAUGAUAAUUAAUGCCCAUAUUAUACACCCCAAUUCUGUGUCUCCUGUACUUCUCCAACCUUGGUUUGUUAUGCUUGUAAUAGCUCUGGCCAUAGAGAGGCUCUCUGGACUAGCUCUAGGGGUUGCUAUGGAGCGUGAUUGGGUUGUUUUGUUAGCAGGAACAAAUAGACCAGUUGCUCUCGCUCAAGCAAAUGCAAUGCUUAGUAGAAUUGAUCUACUCUGUGAGAUUGCAGGAGCAGCAUUAUUUGGCAUUUUAUUAUCUAAAUAUGAACCAGUGAUGUGCUUGAAACUGGCAGCUAGCUUGAUGAUGUGUUCACUGCCCAUUUUGAUUUUCCUCACAUGGCUAACCAACAGGCUUUCAGCUGGAGUCCUCGCCCAUGCCAAAUGUCCACAAACUGGUUCUGGAUGCUCACCUCCAGGAUCUUCCCAGAAGACUGAAAAUUUAUUGACAGUAGGUAUAGAUGCUAUAAAGCAUGGAUGGUUUGAAUACAUUCAGCAGCCUGUUCUGCCGGCAAGCCUGGCCUAUGUUUCACUCUUCUUCAACGUCGCUCUUGCUCCUGGCAGCCUAAUGACUGCUUUCUUAACACAUCAUGGUCUGAAUCCGUCAAUUAUUGGAGCCUUCAGUGGAUUAUGUGCUUUCAUGGGUGUCACAGCAACCUUUGUGUCUGCGAAAAUGGUCAACCAACUUGGCAUUCUGAAGGCUGGAGCAGCCGGUCUUAUCUUUCAGGCUUCACUUCUUACCAUAGCAGUUGGAGUAUAUUGGAGUGGUUCUUUUUCUCACAAGAUUCCGCUCAUGUUGUUUUUGUGUUUAGUUGUAUUGUCUAGAUUGGGGCACAUGUUGUAUGAUGUUAUAGGGGCGCAGAUUUUACAAACUGGGAUCCCUGCCUCUAAAGCAAAUCUUAUUGGAACAACUGAAAUUUCAUUUGCUAGUCUGGCAGAGUCGAUUAUGCUAGGUGUUGCCAUAAUUGCAAAUGAUGUUUCACAAUUUGGAUUUCUGGUGAUGCUGUCUCUUCUGUCAGUAGUUGGAGCAGCUUGUUUAUACUGUAGAUGGCUGAAGAAACCAACUGACAUUCAACGAGAUCUUUUUUCUUUUGAGAUGCUGCAGUCUUCAUAAUGAAACCAGUAAAACCAUCACAAAUUUCUAAGCUUAGCAUCCCUUAUCAUUUUGGACUGUGGUACUCGAUCUAGGAGGCAUUGGAGGAACAAAGCAAGUAAAUAAUGAUGAUGAAAUCUCGCCUGAUCCACUAGCUGCUUGAAAAACCAAUCAAAUAAUUUAGCAUUGUAGUUGAAAAUUUGACUUUUAUAAGUUGCAGUUUAUACUUUAUAUUCUCUAGAACUAAAUUACUAAUUUUUUUGUUGAGUAAAUAGUUUUGCAUAUUUCCUAGAGAUUGUAUACUGAUUCUUUUUUUCACUAUUGUACCUCAGCUGCAGAGCUAACUUCAGCAACUGAAAUGAAAACGUGACUUAAUAUAUGUGGGGCCAUGAUCUCUAACUUGCUAGAAGCCAAGUAUAAUUUUCCUUUCUCAUGGUGUACGUACAUGAUAGCGCAUCAGACGGCAAUGAAGUAUGAUACCGAUCAGAAUAGUCUUUUUUCUAUAGACAGGCUGUAAAUACAUGCACAUACUUUCUAAUCAAUUGUUCAUGAAGUGUAAUAUCCUUUUGCUAAGCAUCUCCUCUUCUGCAUCUGGAGACCACUACAUGAGUGAGUGGCUGCUUGAGGCCUUUCCGUAUUAACUGCUCCCCCUGAGAAGAGCUAUGGUGCAAUAAUUUAGAAGCUUAACAAUGGCCUGUUGCUGAAGGACAUGUAUCAGCAAUCACGAAAAUACACUGUACCAUAUAUAUCACAUUCAUUUAUUUUGGUACGUUUUUGAUGGUCUGCUUGCCUGAUGGAUGGUCCCUUUUAUUGUUGCUCUUGUCUUUUCAUCUGUUUGGUAGACCUAUAUUCAGGGCAUGCCGAAUAAUUCGCUGUUGUUAAAUGCGAGUGAGCGAGAUGGAUACAAAAUGAUGGAAACUUAUUGAAUGUCAGUACUGAAUAUAGAUAUUUGAUGAUUGCUUCUUGAAGUGACACUGCAGCUUUGUUAAAGAAAGCCGAACCACAGGGCACCGAUGAAUUAAAAGUUAAUCGAGUGGCGGAACAGUGCUUCCGGGAGGUUCAGCUUGUGUUCACUGGCCAUGGACCACCAAUUUGCUGUCAAACAAUAACUGUAAUAAUCUUUUCUCUCCCUUGUAUAUGCAUGAGCUGUAACAUCUGCUUUGAUGAUCUUUAUCUGUGGAGAUUUGAAAGGUGCUUCAACGAGUACGUUUUGUGGA